Molecule: messenger RNA, 1371 nt
Organism: Cyphellophora attinorum
Lineage: Eukaryota; Fungi; Ascomycota; Eurotiomycetes; Chaetothyriales; Cyphellophoraceae
Product: Monocarboxylate transporter 12
Exons: 1
Coding region: 1-1371 (456 amino acids)
Biological process (GO): transmembrane transport
Cellular component (GO): fungal-type vacuole membrane
Molecular function (GO): transmembrane transporter activity
Source: RefSeq, a predicted model, not a curated record
AUGACCACAACCGCCACGAUUCUGGAAACUCAACGCGCUCGAAGCGACGACACAAGCAUAGCUCUCGAAUCGAUUGGGGAUAGUUCGUCGAGGCACAGCAACAACGACACUACCUCUGUACUUGCUUUAGACGACACAGCGCCCGAGAAUGCAACCACUGUGAUUCCAGACGGCGGCUACGGUUGGAUUGUCGUAGCGUCCUCCUCGGUCAUAACAUUCUGGUUCUCCGGCAUGACUGGUGCUUGGGGCAUCAUACAAGCAGCAUUGCUAUCCUCGUCGCUCAAAGACACCCCUCCGUCAACGACCGCCUUCAUUGGUAGCCUGGGUAUCACGAUCUGUGUUGCCUUCGGACUUGUGGGCGUCCAUGUCAUGAGACUCAUCAGCGCUCGAUAUACUGCAGUGCUCGGCAUCGCACUGCUAGGCCUGGGAGCCUUGCUGUCCGGCUUCACUACGAGCAAUGUCGCCGGCCUCUUCCAGACUUUCGGCGUCAUCCUUGGAGUCGGCGACUGCCUGUGCUUCACAGUAGCAAACGUCAUGCCUGCUCAAUACUUCAGCAGACGCCUCGGACUCGCCAACGGCCUAGUCAAAGCCAGCGGAGGCAUAGGAGCCACGCUUUUGUCCAUCGCACUCAACUCCCUCAUCGAGAAAGUUGGCAUCGAGUGGACAUUCCGCAUCCUCGGCGCGGGCGUCUUGUGCACCGGCAUACCAGCUGCGCUUGCCAUCAAGGAGCGCACUUCUUUACCCAAUGUGCCUAUCUUCGACUUCUCGCUCCUCAAAGAUAUUCCAUUCGCGGCAAUCUUCCUAGCGGGCGCAACGGUCACAUUCACACUUUUCGUCCCACCAUUCUUCCUCCCACUCUUCGCGAAAUCAAUCGGACUCAACAGCGGCACCGGCGCAGCGCUCGUGGCCUCCUUCAACGCCUGCACUGCCAUCGGACGAUUCAUCGCCGGCCCAGCUUGCGACAAGUUUGGGCCCCUAAACACCUUCGUCGUCGCAGUCGCCCUCAACGCGAUCACCACGCUAGCCAUCUGGCCAGUCUCCUCUGCUCUCCCAUCGCUCGUCGUCUUUGCGAUUCUGAACGGCAUCUCAAACGGGGCCUUCUUCACCACACUACCGACCGUCGUUGUAUCCAUGGUCGAUCCGAGCCGCCAUGCGAUGGGAAUGAGCCUGAGCAUCACGGGCUGGACGGGUGGAUACCUCAUGGGCACUCCGAUCGCAGGGUACUUGCUGGAGGCUGCUGGUGGUGAGGAUGGUGGAGUGGAAGCUUACAGACCUGCGAUAUUCUAUGCGGGUGGGAUCGCAACAUUGAGCUCGGUAUUUGUGUUGGUGGCGAGGAUGGGGAGGGAGAUAAAGGUCUUCAAGCGUGUCUAA